AUGGGCAAGCGCGGCCAGAAGGCCGACACUCAACCACCGUUGCCGAGGACAGCCGGAGCCGCCCGCAAGCGCAGGAAGAGUGGCAACGGCGGCGGCGAUGGAGACGACGUGCACUCCCAACCCCAGCUCUCGUUGGCUGCGUUCUCGUCCGCUUUCGAGUGCGGCACGUGUGGUUGCACCGACACCGAGCAGAAGAUGAGGGACACGACGGUGCCGUCCUGCACCGCCUGCUUCGACAGGUAUUCCAAGGGCUUCACCCAGUUCGGCUCCUUGGAGGUAGUCCAGCUGGGCGUGCAGGACGAGGAUUCGCACAUCCACGACUGCUGGGAGGAAGCCAAGCGAACCGAGGCGGGCGAGCGCGGGCAGUUCUUCCCGACGUCCGUCGACGAGGGGACAGAGUUCAUCGUCUCGGUCGUGAAGCCGAUGGUCGGCUUGAGUCGCGCGCAGCUCGUGGCAGACGUGCUCCACGAUGACCCCGAGAAGCUGGGCAUCAAGCUGCAGGACCUGCCCGACCACGAGGGGAACUGCUACAAAGGCAUCUUGAUACCCAACCCGAACCGCCCGUACCUGGAGUACGACGUGGCCACCCAAGUCGUCGCCAAGAUGGCCGCGCACAAGAUGGUGCCGUCCCAGCAGAUGUUCGAGGCGCAGUCUGCGGGCACGUUCGCGUACGUGAAGAAGGAUCGGUGCGUGGACCCCUCUAAGGCAAUUGCGCAGGAGAGCAAGAUGAAGACCGUCUGCGUGAAGGCGCGCACGGAUAAUCAUACCUUGGAGUCCUUGAGGUUGAAGGGGGAUGCCUACAGGAAGGCGCAAGAGGAGCUCAAGGUGGCGCGCCAGCUUGCCGAGGAGCACGACUCGAGCCAGUUCGGCAGCCCGAGCGGUGCCCAAGCGGCUGCUGGGUCGCAGCUUGGUGGAGCUGUUGCUGUUUCGGCUGGCCCGAUGCUGAACCCGACGGCGAUGGCCUGCUCGCGGACCGUCUUCACGGGCGAGGGCGGCCGCGGUGUGCCGAGGACCCCAGGAGCGAAGCCCCGCACAGCCAAGUCGGCGGUGUCCGAGGCAAAGCAGUCCGAAGUGGAGGAGCUCGUCGAUCGUCGCAUUGCCGCUCUGGGCGUGAACAGGUGCUGGUCAGGCGUCGCCAUGGGCCGCGAACUUCGCUGGGCCAAGGAGUCGCAUGCGAGCAUCAUGGAGUCGAAUCCCACGGUGCAAGAUUCAGAGACCGCGGACAAACUACGUGAGCACAUCUCGGUCUGCGACGCGAUCUGCGGGCUCGUCGAGAAGCCCAUCGCGACCGUGCCGAAGCAAAAGCUCGAGGACCUCCUCUGUGCCAUCGAGAAGGGCGACGAGGAUAUGCCGAGCAAGUGGAAGAUGGACGUGCUGAAGCUGAAGGUUACAGAGACGAUCAAGUUGCCCGACAUGGACAUGAACGAUUUCUUUUACAUCAUCGCGCCAUGGGAGGUGAGUCAUCCAGAUGGCAACGUUGACUACAAGUUCAAGCCGACGCGCCCAAGGGUCAUCACUUGCGACGGUAGCGUCUCGGACAAGAUGUCCAGUUGCGAAGGGUUCUUUUCGGAGGCGCUGGCCUACCACAUCCAGGCUGGCAGGGGCGGGCAGUCCAAGCUUGUCGCGUUCUGCAGCACGUGCCUCGACUGGCUCGACGACAAGUGCCCUGACGAUGAGACCUUCGACGAGCUCGUUUCGUCGAUGACUACGCGCUUGCAAGCGCUGCUGUGCAUCGCAGACCCCAUGUGCCUGGAGUACAGCGACGCGCUCACGACAAUGACGGAUGCCAGAUCGUCGGAGCUUGGGAAGGUGUGCUUGCGCCACCUGAACUUGGCCGUGAAGCGCUCGACGCACUACACUGCUCCCAAGGAAGAGUUCGACCAGUUCUACCCGAAGACGAAUGAGCUUUUCCCCGUGAUGAUGAAGACGAUGUCGACGCUGGACGCUGGCUCGGACAUCAACGCGGUGGUGCAGUCUGGGUCUCUGAAGGCCGCGCUCGAGAUGCUGCCGAAUGUCGUGACGUAUUGUCGGCCAGGGUCCUUCGACAAUUUCAAGCUCAAGGUGGCCGCGAAGAUCGGCGAGUACGUCGACUGCUACGUGUUUGGCGACGGUGUCGACGGCGCGGCUGACCCCGCACUGACUGCGUGGCUGGCCGAGAUGAAGGCGCUGCUCAUCAUGGCUAAGACCAGCUUGCCAGAGAAGCUCUCCUUGUGGCUGAAAGCGUUAGACCAGAUCGAGAGGAGGGAACGCGACAUCAACCAGUUCAACGCCUGCCAGGGCCUCUCGCGGCUUGCGACGUCCAUGACCGAGGAGUUCCUGACCAAUCCCGAGAAGCGCCACGGAGUGAUCCCCGUGAUCGAUUCUGUGCUGGCCGCUGGCGGCAAGGGCGUUGCGGACUACAGGGGCAGCGCCGCCGCCAUCUUCUCGCACAUCUACGAGUGUGCUUGCAAGAACUGCGGUGAGCCGAAGGACGUGACCCCGUACCUGCACAUCCUCCUGAAGCUCGCCGAGACAGAUUGGUUGGUCGAGGACCAUGCGGCCAAGCUCAACAAGGUGACAGUCAUGCUCCAGCACUGGGGCCCGCUCGUGCAGCACCGCGAGGAGUGGAUACGAUUGGCGGGCGACGACAAGUCUCGGCUGCUUGAGGUCAACGCGGUCCGCGUCGUGCAGGGCAUUCGCUCCACGAUCUUGUCUAUCCAGGCCGCUGGCUUCGCGCACGAGGUGAUCAGUUUAAACGUGGACCUGCAGGCAUCGAUCGACGAGAUGAAUGUGGCAGCGCAGGCGUGCACGGACAUGAUGACGGCAUCCCUCCAGCAGAAGACGAAUGUGUUGAAGCCGCUCUCCAAAGGCACCGACUCCUACGACCAGUCAUGGGGCACGGGGCUGAAUGAGGGCGUGGGCAUCGAGAAAGUUUUGCAGCGGGUUGAGGAGACCAUCUUGACUAUUGACGGGAGUGCCUACCAGACGAUGAUCAAUGAGGUGAAUGAGGCCAUGGCGCAGGCGAAGUCGUGGGCUCAGACCUUCGACGUCACGACAGACAGCGAGGCCAUCAGUGAGGCCAAUGACGUAUUGAAGAUGGCCCUCGCCACGAAGUACACUGCGCUGUUGAUCCACGCCUACAAGACGAACAACGGUCAGCCGCCGAAGCUGCGCCGCGUCGUGAACACCUACAAGAAGGAGAUGAUCGAGGCGAACAUCAUGAGCUACGUGCGCUCGGACGUCGUGGAGUGGGCGGCGAAGCUUUCGUCGCUCAAGGGCUGA
Molecule: messenger RNA, 3261 nt
Organism: Prorocentrum cordatum
Lineage: Eukaryota; Dinophyceae; Prorocentrales; Prorocentraceae
Source: the annotation of a GenBank genome assembly